AGUUUACUCUGAACUUUUUCACCAUUCGUACAUAAAAGCAGUUGUCAAUAUAGAUUGUCAGAGGAAAAUAAUUAUAUACUCUGAAUGAUUUGAAUAUUAAAGUUAUUAUUGAUAAAGGAUGGUCUGCAUAGCUGUGUUGGGAUGUGGGCUUUUAGGUGUCAAAAUUGCAGGGGAAAUGGCUUAUCACGGCCACAAAGUGAAGCUAUAUGACAGCAAUUUGACAGCUCUUAAUGCUGUUUACGACAAAAUUGAAGAGGAUAAAGAGUGGAUGAAGAGCGAAGGACUUUUAUCUAACAAUACUUUUAUAGGUCAAAUAUACUGUCUUAGCAGAUUGGAAGAUGCUGUAAAGCAUGCAGAUUUCGUAUUUGAAGCAGUAGUUGAUGAUCUCCCUAUAAAACAGGAUCUUUUUGAACGUGUAACACAAUGCUGCCCACCGAACUGCAUUGUAGCAACCAAUACUUUACGUCUGGAUAUCACAGCGAUUGUAGAAAGAGCAACUAAUAAGGAAAGAACGGUUGGUUUAAGGUUCCUCUAUCCAGUUUAUUAUAUACCGGAAGUUGAAAUUACUCCAGGUGGAUUUACGUCAGGAAAAACUAUAGAAACAGGUUUGUAUUGAUAUAACUUUUUUUCUACAGAAUUUCCUGUGUAAAGAUCUUAUGUUUCCUUUUAAUUGUAAUUAGUUCGACAAGUAUUGGAGAAUAUGGGUAAAACUUUAUUCUUUCGAUCUGGUAGUGAACCCUUAGUACUUAGUGAAGAACAAAGGGAAGAAAGAAAGAAAGCAUGUAUUGGGAGAUUGAAAGAGAAUUGUGGUGUUGAUUAUGUAUUUUCUGGAAAUUUACCUGAAUUAGGGCAUCGGGCAAGCAUCGGAUCUGGUAUAAAUUAUGAUCAGACAAACUCGAAUAUGUCGGAUGCGGAUCGUGAUUGCGCAAUUUGUAUGGAUAGAACACGCGAUUGUCUACUAUGUCCUUGUCACCAUAUGGUUACUUGUACCGAGUGCGCAAAAUCAUUACUCAAUAGAAGAGAUGGAUGCCCGAUAUGUCGUACAGAUAUAACAGAGAUGAUACGAGUAUAUCACAGUUAGAUAGCUAAAUAAAUGUGACCAAAGAAAUUGUGAUGGUACUGCAAAAGUCAUGAUAAAACUAAUUAAUAGUGACACUUGUAGAUUAAAUUAUUACAUAACUGAAAGAAUCUGAUACAUGUUUGUUAUUUUUUUUUACUGAUUUUGUCUCUUUGCAUUUUUUUUUGAAUCUCCAGCUAACAUAUUCAGUUUAUAAUUAAUUACUGCAAAAACUACUUUAUCUUUAUUUAAAUAUAGAGAAUAUGUUAUUUAUAUCAUUUUGUUUUUUGUGCACUUUUUUAAA
Messenger RNA from Dimorphilus gyrociliatus, 1361 nucleotides. The record is from the annotation of a GenBank genome assembly. Lineage: Eukaryota; Metazoa; Annelida; Polychaeta; Dinophilidae.